Molecule: messenger RNA, 2715 nt
Organism: Hemisphaericaspora subhashii
Lineage: Eukaryota; Fungi; Ascomycota; Pichiomycetes; Serinales; Debaryomycetaceae
Gene: KSP1
Product: putative serine/threonine protein kinase
Exons: 1
Coding region: 1-2715 (904 amino acids)
Biological process (GO): autophagosome organization; autophagy; peptidyl-serine phosphorylation
Cellular component (GO): autophagosome; cytoplasm
Molecular function (GO): protein serine/threonine kinase activity; ATP binding
Source: RefSeq, a predicted model, not a curated record
AUGGAUCAAUUUGAACAAUAUGACAAGGGUAGCUUAUUACGAGAUAGAUAUCUUAAAAUUAGUGAUAUAAGUGAAGGUUCAUAUGGUUUAGUAUCUGUCGCUAAAGAUACCAAGGUUAAUAAUAGACUCGUGGCAGUUAAAUUCAUUUAUCCACUUGAUUAUAAAAAGAAUCGAGAUAAAAUUGAAAAUGCAUCACGUCCAUCUUCAAGUCCAGCAAAAUUAAAAUCACAACCCCCACCAAAAGGAUUGACCGAUGAUGAUAUAGACGUAGAAGAAGAAGAAGAUGGAUGUCCGAAAUCCGGGGCAAAACAAUAUAGACAAUCAGUUAUUAAUAAUCUACUUAAUGAAGCCCAAAAAGAAAUCAAAAUCCAUAAGAUUCUUGGAGAUCAUCCUAAUAUUUCAACAUUAAUAGAUCAUUUUGAUUCUUGUUUAGUUUUGGAAUUUUGUACAAGAGGUGAUUUAUAUGAAGCUAUUCAUAAUGGGAACGGACCGGCAACUACUCAAGAUAUUAAAGAUGUUUUCCAACAAGUAUUGAAUGCAGUUGAAUUUUGUCAUUCUCAUGGAGUUUAUCAUCGUGAUUUAAAACCGGAAAAUAUCCUAAUUGCUGAAGAUUGGAGUAUUAAAUUAUGUGAUUGGGGAUUAUCCACUACAACUAGAUAUAUUACCAAUAAGGAUGAAUUUGAUAUUGGAUCUGAAAGAUAUAUGGCACCUGAAUUAUUUGAUAAUAAUUUAGAAUCUUAUGAUGCUUCCAAAAUUGAUAUUUGGUCUUUAGGGAUUAUUUUAUUAACGUUAGUUUUCCAUAAAAAUCCAUUUCAAGUGGCUAAUUAUUCUGAUAAACGAUUUAUUCAAUUUGUUAAUAAUAGAGAAGCAUUAUUUGAUAUUUUUAGUACUAUGAGUGGUGAUUUAUUUUCAAUCUUAAGAUUUAGUUUAACUAUUGAUCCAAAUAAUCGUGAUUUGAAUAAUAUUCAUCAAGAAUUAAAAUCACUUCGAUAUUUCACAAUUGAUGAAGAAUAUUGGGCAAGUGAUUAUGAAGAAGAACAAGAAAGUAUGGAAGAAGAAGAAGAAGGACCUGAAAGUAUGGAAGAAGAUGAUGGCUACUUUGAUAAUGAAUCUGAUGAAAAAGUUUCUCCUGAGGAAAGAAUCCCCAAGAAAUCUCCAUUAUUGAUUUCUUCUCCUGAUAGUAGUAAAUUAGAUCAAUAUAAACCUAAAGAUGUGGCUCCAUCGGUAUCAAUCACAAAUGUCGAUGUGGAUGCCGAGGGAACUACUACCAACAACAACAACACACAUCAUCCAAAUAGUUAUACCCAUGCUUCUAAACCAUAUCAUCCAAGACCUAGAACUCCUGAUAUAUUUGAUGAAAUUCCUCAUAAUCACAGAGCAGACGCGUUAUUAUCUUCCAAUACUCAUGUGAAACCUAUACCUAUUAGUGGAUCUGGAUUUAAGUUUAUUCGUAAUACUAGAAAACCAUUGAAUGUUGCUUCAUAUAAUCAAAAUUCACAUAUGAAUUUCAAUCGUGCUAAUAAUAAUAGUAUGAAUAAUAAAUUUAAUCGUGAAGAUUUCUUUACACCAAAAUCGGUAUUUAAUCAUUAUUUGGAUAAAUAUGGAGAACAAAAAUUUGGGAAACUGAUGAUGCCAAACCGAGAUAAUGGAUUUAUCAAUGACAUAACAAGAGGAGGAGAUCAAAAGAAGUAUCAAUAUGCUACUAGAACCUGGAAGAAGAAUUAUAAAAAGAAGUAUAAUAAGUAUUGUUAUGCCAAUAAUUCUCCCCAGCAAUAUCACCGUGGUGGCAAUGAUUAUUCAACCAAUAAUGAUUCUCAUAAUCAUUAUCAUGGAAAUCGAAGAAAAUCAAGACUGUAUUCUACUUCAAAAUUAAGAAGAUCUUAUUAUGCAACUAGUGGAACUACAAGUAAUCCUCCAAGUGCUGGUCCUAGUACUAAUCUUAGUGCAUCUAUUCCGGUAUUACAUCAUCCAUCUCCAUUGAAUGGAUCGGUUGCAAAUAAUGGGAAUAUUACUACUGCAAAUGGAACUACUACAAAUAGUAAUAAUUUAUCGACUUCUGGGAAAUAUAUUCCACCAUAUUUGAGAUCCCCCAAUUAUCAAAAAUCACCAGUUAUAGAACCAUUAAUGGAAGAAAUGGAUCAUCUUUCACUUGGGAAUGAUUAUGAUGAAGUCUUCCAUUUAGAAGAUGAUUUUGAUUUACUGAAACCCAGUAAUGGGAAUGGAUAUUCAAGUAAUAAUGAUUCACCAUCUACAUAUCAUAAUUUCCCCCAUCAUCAUAGAAAAAAUUCAUCAAUUGAUAAUAGAAAUAACAAUGGGAUUAAUACUACUGGUCGCAAGAAUUCCAUUAGUGCAAUAGCUACAAGAAAAGCGAUAUUUGGUGAUUCCAUCACACAGCAACCAAAUGGGAAUCAUAUGAAUAUUGGCGCAAGUUCUAGUGCUCCAUUAUCUACUUCUGCAAGCAGUACAACCAGUGGAAAAUAUAUUCCACCAUUUAGGAGAGCAUCGAUUGUGGCUGCAAAUAAUUUGAAAAGGUCCCCACCUGAUGGUCGAAAAGAUAUUAAUAUUAAUAAAGCAUGUCAUGAAAAUAAUAAUAAUACUACUACUCCUGGUGGUCAUGGUCAUGGAGGUCAUGGAAAUGGGAAUGGGGUUUCUUUGAUUGGGUCACAAUGGAUUACUACCACUUACAAGAAAGAUUGGAGUGAUUAUGAUGAUUGA